AUGCUACCAAAUAAAGGAGUAACGUUCCCAACGGAAGACACCGGAGGACAGAGAAAUUGGUUCGAAGCAUUUUCGGGAAACUCGGAAAUGAAGAAGUCUUGCGCAGAGCUCUCAACGGAAGACACCGACGAGCAAAGAAAUGGGCUCGAGGCAUUUGAAGGAAAGUUGAAAAUGAAGAAGCCUCGCGAAAAACCUCAGACGAACACCACCAAGAUCCUGUGA
Haemonchus placei is the source of this 222-nucleotide messenger RNA. NCBI's taxonomy places the organism in Eukaryota, Metazoa, Nematoda, Chromadorea, Rhabditida, Trichostrongylidae. The record is from the annotation of a GenBank genome assembly.